This is a messenger RNA of Fusarium verticillioides 7600, 1346 nucleotides long. RefSeq lists its product as hypothetical. The coding region runs from base 247 to 1215 and encodes 322 amino acids. The record is from RefSeq and is a predicted model, not a curated record. The transcript has a single exon. Lineage: Eukaryota; Fungi; Ascomycota; Sordariomycetes; Hypocreales; Nectriaceae.
UGAAAACCUGUCACAGGCCAAUCUAUACCAUAGAUGAAACCAUUCCCUGCGACGAGAUAAAUCUAGUUGUUAAUUCAUCCUACCGAGGCAGGUGGUAGUAAAAGAUCUCAGAAGGAUCAUGGUAAGCUCAGUGUUCUAGACCGCCAUGGUCCCUUAUCAAAACUCCACUUGGUUUGACGGGCCUCAUAAAAGCCGCAUUGCCAGCACAAUGCCCUCUCACCACGUAUCAUCAGAAAAGCGUUGAAAAUGACACAAGAUCUUGUUAUCCCGCGCCCAGGGGCGACUUACGAGCCUCAGCCGCCUGUUGCGGGGCCGACAGAGUCCGCGUUCGUCGAAACAUUCGGAGCACUACUGCCAGCCGCCCAAUUCCUUCAGACUCCCCGCGGCAAGGCUGCUUAUUACGAGGUCAAACCUUCAUCCAACGAUGGAAACACCAAGAUUGACAAAGUACUGUUCAUCCAUGGUGUUCAGACCCCAGCGCUAGGCAUGCUGUCCCUUGCCCGCGCUCUCGAGAAAUCGUUCCCGGCUGCGCAUUUGGUACUGAUUGAUCUCUGGGGCCACGGAUUGAGCGAUACACCCGUUGUUCCGCACGAAGCAUCGCUAUUCCACGAGCUUAUUGACAACCUAUUGGAUCACCUGAGCUGGCAGUCUGCUCAUCUCGUGGGCUUUUCCUUCGGCGGAGCCACUACUGUCAGCUACGUUGCAUCCAGACCUUCGCGCGUCAAAAGCUUCACUCUCGUCGCGCCCGCAGGACUUCUAGAAAUGUCCAUGUUCUCACCCGAAGAGCAGGCCUGUCUUCAAGGAGACGACGACGCUGCUGCGAAGAAGUGCGUCUUGAACAUUCUCGAGGGUGGAGAUCUCGUUGUACCGGCGGAUUGGAAGCAAAGGGUCGCCAGUGGUGAGAUUGUUGCAGAGGCUGUGCGUGAGUGGCAGAUGCGCGAACACCCAGGACAUACGGCUUCGGUUGUUGCGAUCUUUAGAGACGGCGGUGUGCUGGGUUCGCAUGCUCACUUUGAUAAGGCGGCCGAGACUGGAAUUCCUUCGCUCGCUGUGCUUGGAGAGUUGGAUGGUUUGUGUAGUAAGGAACAACUUAAUACGCAUGGAUUCGAGAAUGUUUUUGUGGUUCCAAAGGCUGUUCAUAGUGUUGUCAGGGACCAGGCUGAGGAUGUCGCUAAACUCAUCGGCGACUUCUGGAAGACACUGGAGAAGCAAUGAACUGAAAUAGAGUGGGUAGCUUCAAAAGACAAGAUGGAACUAUAACCAUGUCAUGGCGCUCGUCUUCGCCAGGAAGGAUUCUGACUUCCUUCGAUCGCACGAUGUUAAGCAACCCGAAAAUGGAAUCUGGG